Symsagittifera roscoffensis is the source of this 3802-nucleotide messenger RNA. RefSeq names its product serine/threonine-protein kinase NLK2-like. The transcript has 8 exons. Gene Ontology annotation, biological process: protein phosphorylation; intracellular signal transduction. The coding region runs from base 1210 to 2718 and encodes 502 amino acids. Gene Ontology annotation, molecular function: MAP kinase activity; ATP binding. NCBI's taxonomy places the organism in Eukaryota, Metazoa, Xenacoelomorpha, Acoela, Convolutidae. The record is from RefSeq and is a predicted model, not a curated record. Gene Ontology annotation, cellular component: nucleus; cytoplasm.
CAAUUUGGUCACGCAGAGUAAGUUCACCACGCAAUUUGCAUAGCCUAUCUUAAAACAUGGCUGAUUGUUUUAGCUAAUUACAAAUUCGACUUUCUUUCUGUCAGUAGAAACUAAAAGUUCAAAUUUGAAAGGCAAUCUGCCCUUUUUCCCCAGGUGUAAUCUACAAAGUAACACGGGCAUUCCUCUUGCUUUGUCCAAAUCGAAAUUUAUUGCGUCUAAAUAGCAGCAGCUCUUCAAAAUCUGCUUUUAAUAAACAACAAAAAUUAUUUGGCAAACCGCAGACCGCUCCGCUCUUACGACGACUUUAAUUCCGGGGAAUUGUCAAUUUUGGAAUGAUGCAGCAGGGAAUUUAGUCCUACUCACGCGAAUUGAUUCAACACUAGAGCACAUAGUCAUACAAAAUACGCGCAAUUUCUCUCUUCUAUUGCGCAAAAGUGUAAUUUAAAGGGGGAAGCUUUUAUUUAGGCCUCAAAUUGUGAAAUCGAAUGCUAGUCAUACUAGUUUGUUCAACUCAAAGUGUGCGAAUACACGUAUAAAGAUAGAGAUAGAAAGAGAGGCACAUAAUAGCACAGAGCUAGCUAAAGUAAAGCACAUUUGCUUUUGAAUAUUAUUCGGCUCAUGCUUUUCUAUUUUAAUACUCCGAAGGAGCUUUAGAUUGAGUUGAGGCGUUUAUUUCACUUGCAGUAUAUAGCUUAGCUCCUAUUCCUCCGUCCCUUGCCUUUUCCUAGUUAUCCUGGAUAGAAUUUACUUCUUUAUUCCACGGAGCAUUAGGUUACUUGACCGCAUUCAAUUUAGUACACUGUCAUAUCAAACUAGACUGAAUUUUGCGCCGCUAAAUGACUCAUUCAAACGAAAUUGACCCGAUGUGUUGCCGUGACUUUAGAAUUUAAGGUCAGAAUAGAAACCCACACGACGGCAGAACCCACAGCUUUAGCUCAUCCUUCCAACCACACAUUGACAACAACGCUGCCGACGUUCCCGACCCCUUUGUGUGUUUCCGAGGACCAAAUAGCCCAGAUUUUGCUGUCUCUGAAAGCUCAAAAUUCCUUCUACGACGCGUUUUUGAGCCCACAAGCCAGGAAACUGCUUCGACUUGACCCGAAAGACUAUUUCACAAGGUGCAGUUUCAGCCAAGCCGAAGACAUAGGUCGCGACUCGUGCUGUAUCUCGCCUGCUUCGGCCGCUGACCGAUUAGGUCUCGUUGAAAACAUGAGAUAUACGAAAAACAGCAGCAAAAAUAUGGAAACCCAAAUGAUACCUAAUGUUGCCCCACACCACAUAGCGCCCUAUCACAAUCACAUCCUAAGUACAGUACAUCAUCAUCACCACAACGGAACAACAACGGGGGGACAUCACAUAAACCCCACCCACCCCCACCACCACCAUCAUCAGAAUCACCAUCACGUGAAUGGCGCAUUGGUGCCCCCCUCGCCGCCCAGUCCCAAGGACAAGUGCAACAAGGGGGGUUUAGUGGGGGGUGGGCAGGUGGGAAGUAACAAUAAUGGGGGAGUCACAAACAACAACAAUGGGGAGGAAGUUCAAGCAGACAGACCCAUUGGAUAUGGUGCUUUCGGAGUAGUGUGGGCCGUGACUGACCCGCGGGACGGGAAGCGGGUGGCACUGAAGAAGUUGCCCAAUGUGUUCUCCAAUGUCAUCGCUGCCAAAAGGGUCUUCAGGGAACUCAAGAUGCUAUUCCACUACCGACACGAAAAUGUGUUGAAGUCGUUGGACAUCCUGCAACCUCCCCACAACAUAUCUCUGUUCCAAGAAAUCUACCUCAUCUGCGAGCUAAUGCAAAGUGACCUGCACAAGAUCAUAGUCUCCCCCCAGCCCCUCUCGCUGGACCACGUCAAAGUUUUCCUCUACCAAAUUCUCAGGGGUCUGAAAUACAUCCACUCCUCUGGAGUAAUUCACAGGGACAUCAAACCCGGAAAUCUGCUUGUGAAUUCGAACUGCUGUCUCAAAAUUUGCGACUUCGGCCUCGCCCGCAAAAUUGAACCCAACUCACGCCGCAACAUGACGCUAGAGGUCGUCACGCAAUACUACAGGGCACCCGAACUACUGAUGGGCGCCACGACUUACACCUCCUCAAUAGACACGUGGUCUGUGGGCUGUAUCUUCGCAGAACUCCUCAGUCGUCGGAUCCUGUUCCAGGCCUCCAGUCCAGUUGUCCAGCUGGAUCUCAUCAUUGACCUGCUGGGAACACCGCCAGACAUGGAGUUGAAGAAUGCAUGUGAACCUGCAAGACGACAUGUUUUAUCACAAUCUAGAAAAGUGCCACAACUAAAUUCUCUGUACCGCCUCAACAGCAGUGCUCCUCCCCACGCAAUCUACCUUUUGAGCCAGUUCCUUACCUGGUCUCCAGAGAAGCGAAUCUCAAUCCAGAGUGCCCUGGAACACCGAUUCCUGGACGAGGGUCGCCUAAGAUACCACACUUGUAUGUGUAACUGCUGCUACAAUAGUGCCAGAGAUGGAACCAGGGUUUACUCUAAGGACCUGGAUCCAGUAUGCGAGACUGCUUUCGAUGCUUCUUAUGAAGACCAGCUGCGAAUGAGGAGCAUACAGGAUGUCAAGUAUAUGAUCCACAGCUACAUCAUGGACCAUCAGCAGAACAACAAAGUGCCCCUCUGUAUUAAUCCAUCUUCGUCAGCCUACAAGUCAUUCGCCAAUUCUACAGUCGCCCAGCCAUCCGAACUGCACUCGCCCGCCGGCUGGUAACAGCCUCGAACCCCGGACCUCGUGCUUCACAACUCCGAUAUAACACCCAACACAGUGCAUCUCUUGGCCUUGCAAAUUAGCCAUACCAAUACCAUUCCGCAAAGCUCUUCCCUGGUUGAGUUAAAGUCGAUUAUUGAAGCGAUCUGAAGUGACGGGGGUGGGGGGGGGGGGUUGAAUGAAGUUGUGCGAUGACGACUUGAAAUGGACCGCGUUGUUCUUACUUUACUUACUAGUAGAUAAUGUUUGCUUAUGUUUCUUCCUUUUAUUUACAACUUAUUCUACUAUUUUAAUCUCAGCCGGACAACCCGCUCUUCUCAACCGAACUCAAACCACCGACCCGCAGCGAACCUAUUUUGAAUUUAUCUGUGCGGCGCCAACUACGACAACCAACAAUCUGUAAUUAGCUCUUGUCAUGAAGUCUCGCGAACUGGAUUCCUAUCUACAGAUUAAACGUGCAAUUUAAGAGGUGCUCUAUCAAUGAAAAUGACACGAGAAUUGACUUGAAAAAUCUGAGAUCUUACUGAAGCGAAAUUAUCUGGAUCUCUGUGAGUUCAGCUGUCAAAUUAUGUUUAAGAAGGUCAAUUUCGAAGAUGCCAAAAAAUAUAUUUGAAAAGGAGCAGAUGUUAAAAUUUGGUUCGCAGUAUUCGUGGGUGGCAGUGGUUUAAUCGGCUGCAGAAAAGUGAAACUUGAUUUUAAGAGUUGUUUCCGAGUAUUUCAUGGUGCUAUUAAACACAUCCUUUGCAGUAAUAAAAUAAUAAACAAAGCGAUUAUAACUCUUCUCUUUACUGUUUUUGUGCUCAUUUAAUUAGAUGACCUCUCCUGAAAUAAUGAGCUGAAAUAAUCUUUAGUACACUUUUACCUUAUCUUAACUUUAAUAUCCUAUAAAUGUAUUCUACUUGUACGUUAAAUGUGUGUUGUUGUACCAAAGCUACUCACGUCGUCUUAUUCUCAAAAAUUGUCUAAUACUUUCAAACAACUUGUAUCUUUUAAAGUUUAUGUUAAUUUGGGUUGGCGUAAUAGUAAAAAUUUUCUUCCUUCAUCAGAUUUAGGUAAAAAAACUUUUAGGUAAAACAUAAGUUUCAAG